Messenger RNA from Fusarium fujikuroi IMI 58289, 714 nucleotides. RefSeq lists its product as uncharacterized. The record is from RefSeq and is a predicted model, not a curated record. NCBI's taxonomy places the organism in Eukaryota, Fungi, Ascomycota, Sordariomycetes, Hypocreales, Nectriaceae. The coding region runs from base 1 to 714 and encodes 237 amino acids. The transcript has a single exon.
AUGUCCAUCUCCCACCCAACGCCUCCUCUUCUCCUCACAAAGCGCCUUACGGCGUUCCUCAACGCGAACCGAACUCCCCAGCUUCCUACCCUUCUUCUUACAAGCCCUCACGGCAAGCUUCUCGCACACGCAAGUCCUCAUCCUGUAGCCGCUCUUCGAACACACGCUACCGUUGCCGCAUCACUCCUUGCCAUACACUCCACCUCGGCACCUGCCCUCGCUGCGUCUCUACCCGGUUCUCGCACACCCGAUCCGAUCGGAAGCUCGCCUCCUGAAGAGGAUGACCUCGAAGACGAGACAGAUCGAUUAUCACAAAGUCAGCAGCUCGACUCACAUAAGUCUGGCAAGGGACGUGGCAUCAAGCCUGCUACUGUCACGGUUCAACUUACGAGCGGGACUGUCGUGAUCCGUAGGUUGAAGUGCGGUCUCCUCUUCGUCUGCGUCGGACCCGCCAACCCAGAUGUCACGGAGCAUGGUGUGCCAAAUGUGCAUGAUCUCCAUGUUCCCGCUGGCGAAUCCUCUCAUGUUGGCAGUCCAGAUGGAGCAGACAGUAUUCUGAGUACUGGUGGACAAACAACAGCUAGUCUCGAGAGCAACGCAGGCUCUGCCGCUGCAGUAACUGCCCUUCGCCGUCAUGCCACUGAGCUAGCUCGUUGGCUUGACGACAAGCUUGGAACACUGACUGUUCCAGAGGAGGGUGUUGGCGUGGAGUAA